GUUUUCCAAAAAAAAAAAGUGUGCCAUUUUUUUUAUAAUGACUUAAAAUUUUAAAUCCAAAACGACAACGAAUCGAAAAUCAACCUAACGAAAUACGAAAACAUUCCACAUAAACUUUAUACCCACAAAGUGUCGCGCGAAUCUCUAACGGUGCUUUUUUAACACAAUUUUCUAGUAAUUUAUCUGGCGAAAAUUACUGGAAAAAAUUAACCUAGUCCUAAAUAUUUUACUUAAUUUUUUUUUUGCUGUGUCAUAUUUUUUUAACUUCCGUGUGGUGUUAAAUCAGAGUGUGAAGUUUGUGAUAUAAUAAUUUUUUUUAAUGAAUUAAAUAUAAAAAAAUGUCAACACAAGCGUAUUAUAAGGAUCGAUUGGGAUUUGAUCCAGCUGAAUCAACGGGUUUAAAAUCGGCGGAACAUUUUAAUGGAGUUGGAAAUGGUCGGAUUGGUGGUGUUAAACGUAAAAAUUCUCAACAAGGAUAUGAGGAGAAUUUGAGUAAAUUUAAAGAUGAACGAGAUGCCAUCCAAAAGAAAACAUUCACAAAAUGGGUUAACAAACAUUUGAAAAAGGCUAGCCGACAUGUGAACGAUCUGUUCGAAGAUCUUCGAGAUGGGCAUAAUCUAAUUUCUCUGCUGGAGGUGUUAACUGGCGAACAUCUCCCACGAGAAAGAGGACAAAUGCGCUUUCAUAUGUUACAAAAUGUCGAGGUAGCCCUUGGUUUUCUACGUUAUAAGAAAAUAAAAUUAGUCAAUAUACGUCCAGAAGAUAUUGUCGAUGGAAAUCCAAAAUUAACGUUAGGAUUAAUAUGGACAAUUAUUUUACAUUUCCAAAUUUCCGAUAUUGUUGUUGGACAAGAACCAAAUAUAUCGGCACGUGAUGCAUUAUUACGAUGGGCACGACGUUCAACAGCUAAAUAUCCUGGUGUACGAGUAAAUGAUUUCACUACAUCAUGGCGUGAUGGUUUAGCAUUUAAUGCAUUGAUACAUCGUAAUCGUCCUGAUUUGGUUGAUUGGCGAGGUGUACGUACACGACAUGUCCGUGAACGUCUUGAAUAUGCCUUCCACGUAGUAGAGAAAGAGUAUGGUGUUACACGUUUGCUAGAUCCAGAAGAUGUCGAUACACAUGAACCUGAUGAGAAAUCAUUAAUUACUUAUAUUUCAUCAUUGCAUGAGGUAUUCCCAGAACCACCAGCAAUGCAUCCCUUAUACGAUAUUGAGGCACAAAGACGGGUACAAGAGUAUCGUGAGAUCGCGUCACAAUUACAUUUAUGGAUACGUGAAAAACAUAGUCAAAUGCAAGAUCGUACUUUCCCCUCAACAUUAAUUGAAAUGAAAAAACUUGCCACAGAAUCAACACGAUUUAGAAAUGAAGAAGUGCCACCAAGACAACAAGAUAAAAAACGUUUAGCGCAUACAUUUAGAGAAUUAGAACGAUAUUUCGAACAAGUUGGUGAAAUUGAUUUAGAACCGGAAUUACAUAUUGAUCAAUUAGAUAGAAAUUGGAAUCGAUUAAUGAUUGCACAUCAAGAACGUGAUAAUGCCAUUUUAGAUCAAAUUAAACGAUUAGAACGAUUACAACGUUUAGCAGAAAAAGUUCAUAGAGAAAUGAAACAAACCGAUAGUCGAAUGGAUGAUAUUGAAACACGUAUUGAAGAUGAAUCACGUAGAUUGGAUCGUAUGCAUCCAUUAGAUGCAAAACAUGCCGCCGAUGUAUUAGAUCAAGAAUUACGUUCCACUGAGCAUGCAAUUCAAUCAUUAUUCAGGGAUGUACAAACAUUACGUGAAGGUCGUUAUCCACAAGCAAAUGAUUUACAUAAACGUAUUACACAAUUACAUCAACGUUGGGUGUCGUUACGUUCUUUGUUCCAUGAUAAAUUAUUACAACCAUUAUCAAGUUUAUCAUUCCCUGUUGAAGAACGAACCGUUACCAGACAUACAAGAACUGUUUUGGAAACACGAUUAGUCGAUACAAAUGCACAUUUUAGAAAUUUACAAGAAUGUACCGAUUGGUGUCGUGAUAAAUUGAAACAACUUCAAGAAGCUGAUUACGGUACCGAUUUACAAACCACACAACAAGAAUUAGAUCACCAUCAACGUGAACAUAAAUUAAUUGAUCAAUUCCACACAAAAGUAGAUGCAUGCGUUAAGGCCAAGCAACAGUUCCAUGGUGAAGAGUUAUCAUUGUACAGUCAACAUUUAGGACAAUUACAAAAAUUAUAUGCUGAAUUAUCAUCAGUAUCAAAUAAUCGUUUAUCCGAUUUAGAAAGUUUACUUGACUUCUUGAAAUCAGCAACAGCUGAAUUAAUGUGGCUAAAUCAAAAAGAAGAAAUUGAAAUUACCCGAGAUUGGUCUGACAAACAAUUAAAUGUUCCAGCACUUGAGCAAUAUUAUGAGCAAUUAAUGAACGAAUUAGAAAAGCGGGAAAUACAAUUUAGUGCAGUCCAAGAUCGUGGUGAAGCACUAGUCUUACAACAUCAUCCAGCAACAAAAUGUAUUGAAGCUCAUAUGUCCGCAAUGCAAGCACAAUGGGCUUGGUUAUUACAAUUAACAUUAUGUCUUGAAACACAUUUAAAACAUGCAUCAAAAUAUCAACAAUUCUUUAAAGAUAUUAAACUUGCCGAACAAUGGAUACAUGAGCGAGAUGAAGUAAUGAACACCGAAUACAGUGUUUGUGAUUUCACAUUAGAUCAAGGUGAACGUUUAUUGCAAGGUAUGCAAGCAUUGCGUGAUGAAUUAAAUACGUUCAGCGAUACAGUACAACAUUUGAGUGAAGUAUCAACAACAAUUGUGCCUUUAAAACAACGUCGUCAACCAGUAACACGUCCAUUACCAGUAAAUGCUGCUAGUUCUUACAAACAAGCAAACAUUGUAAUUGAAAAAGGUGAACAAUGUACAUUACAUGAUAAUUCCGGUCGAGUGAAAUGGCGUGUAACAAACAAAUCAGGUGUGGAAUCACAAGUACCAGGUGUUUGCUUUGUAAUACCUCCACCCGACAAAGAAGCAUUAGAUGCUGCUGAACGUUUACGUCGUCAAUUUGACAGAUCAAUUGCAUUAUGGCAAAAGAAACAAUUACGUAUGCGACAAAAUAUGAUCUUUGCAACAAUUAAAGUUGUCAAGAGUUGGGAUUUGGCUCAAUUUGUUGCAAUGGGUGCUGAACAACGUAAUGCUAUUCGUCGCGCCUUAAAUGAAGAUGCUGAUAAACUCUUAGCUGAAGGUGAUCCAGCUGAUCCACAAUUACGUCGAUUACGACGUGAAAUGGAAGAAGUAAAUAAAUUAUUCGAUGAUUUCGAACGACGGGCACGUGCCGAAGAGGAAAGUAAAAAUGCGUCGAGAAUAUUUAACGACCAAGCAAGUUCAUUACAAUCCGCACUCGAAGAAGCUGAACGUGUUCUCAUAUCACGUACCCAAGCACCAUUACCACGUGAUGUUGACACUUUAGAACAUUUAGUAAUUGAACAUAAAGAAUUUGAGAAUCGUCUUCAAGCGCUAAGUAGUGACGUAGAACGUGUACAAGAAACAUUUAGAAGUAUUGCAUUGAAGACACCACAAAUGAAAAAAUCACUCGAACGAAUCCUUGAUAAAUGGAAUAGUUUAUGGGAAUUAUCGAAUUUAUAUAUCGAACGAUUAAAAUGUAUUGAAAUUGUAUUAUCUGGUAUCGAUGAUGCCAAUAAUGUUAUUUCUGAUUUUGAACAUAAAUUAGCAUCGUACAAAGAGAUGCCAUCCGACAAAGAAUCAUUGAAAUUUAUCCAUGAACAAUUGUUAAUUUUACAAAAUGCUGUUGGACCACAACAAAUUAAUAUGGAUCAAUUGAAUGAUGAUACAGACAACGUCCGUAGACUUACGGAAAAAUCACGAUCAACUGGUGCACAUAUUCAUCGUGGACCACAUCCUGAUAUUGAACGAGUUGAACAAGAAGUAAAUCGAUUGAAUACACGAUGGAGUAAUAUCUGUGGUCAACUUGUUGACAGAUUACGUAGCUGUGAACAAGCUUAUAGUUUAUUGAAAAAUUACAAUAAAGCACAUGAAAUUGAAGAUUCAUGGUUAGAUGAAAGUUACAGUAAGCUGAAUAAUUUAGCCCCUCUUGGCGAACGCGCUAAGGAACAAUUGGAACCAACACGAUCAUUAUUGAAUAAUGUACGCGAACGUGCUCCAAAAAUAGAACAAGUCAAUGGAACAGGAGGACGAUUUAUCCGUGAAGGAAAGAUAUACAACUCUCGGCUACAACGAUAUAAGGAGUGGCUGAUAGAAGAGAUACAUCCAUCGUUGGAUGUGCCAUCUCCAACAACAAAUGGUAAACAUCAUCAUCCACAUCAUCAUUCAAAUGCUGGUGGUACGCCGAAAUCAUCACCGAGCGUGGAGAAUGGUGUGGAUUAUGUGAUCGCACAAUUGGAUGAAUUAAAUGCACGGUAUAAGCACUUAAAUGAUAUACUGUAUCAACGAUUACAAGAUAUUGCUGAUCGAUGUCCUGGUGAUAUUGUUACAUUGAGAUUGGUUGAACAAAUGCAACCACGUGAUUUUCGUACAUUCCGUACUGAAUUUAAUAUAUCCAGUACAACUGAAACAAAUUCCUAUUCGUCAACAACCACACAUUAUACACAAUCCAAAUACAUUCAACCAAAAUCCGAUGUAUCAUCAACGACGCGUGUCACAAUCACCAGUCCAACGACAAAUGGUAAAACACACGAUACUGUGGAUAAUAUAAAAAAUCAACAAUCAGCAUGGGGUACCACAAUGCAAUUUAGUGAAAUUCGUUCAUUAAAACGUAUUCAUAAAGUACACGAAGGCAUUGGUACAGAAAAUAUAAUUGACACACCCGGUAUAUUACAUCCAAGUACCGGUGAAAUAUUAACCGUGGGUGACGCUAUCAAAUUACGUAUAUUAGACGUACGAACCGGGCGAAUUGUAUCGUCAACAGACGGAUCAACAUCUAUGACAAUACAAGAAGCUGCACGAAAUGGUUUAAUACGACCUGAAUUAGCCGAACGUUUAUCGGGUCCGUGUGGCGUUACUGAAGACGGUCGAAACGUGUCACUAUUAGAAGCAAUCCAACGUGAAUUAUACGAUGCUGAACAUUCGGAUCCAAGCGAAAAACGUAUUAAGGUAGAGACAUCCGGUCAAUUAAUAUCUGACGCACUAUCUGAUGGUAAAAUUGAUGAGAAAUCUGGUACUUUUGUAUUGGAGAACGGUAAUAAAAUUACCAUACAAGAAGCAUACGAACAGGGUCAUUUAGUACUCAAAGAAAUUAAAGUUAAAACUUCCGCGUUAUCAUUAUCGGAUAUAAUUAAUCAAGGUUUAAUUGAUGAUCGAACAGGAUGGAUUAUUGAUCGUAAUUCCGGUGAUAAAUGUCAAAUUGAUGUUGCUAUUAAACAUGGUAUCAUUAAUCCAAAUAUUCGUGAAGUCAUUGAUCCAAAAAAAGACACAAAAAUUACAUUGCAAAAAGCUUUAGAAUUAGGUGUUAUUAAUCAAAAAUUAGGUAAAUAUAUUUAUAAUCAUGAAAAAUUAUCUUUACAAGAAGCACGCAGGCGUCAAUUAAUCAUGAAACCAAUGACAUUAAAAGAUAUUUGUGAUUUAAAUUUAUUAGAUAAUCAGGGUACAAUUUCUACACCAAUCUAUCGUAAUAAAGUUUCAAUAAUUGAGGCAAUUAGUCGGGGUAUUUUAGAUGCUGAUAAUAUUAAAUGUAUUACAAAUACAAAAACUAAUGAUUUGAUAACUUUAAGUGAAGCUUUAAGCUCGGGAAUUAUUUUACCUGAUAGUCAUUUUAAAGAUGCUCUAACUGGUGAAAUAUGUACAAUACCUGAAGCUGUUGAUCGUGGAUUAAUAACAUCUGUAUCAGUACGAUCAAUUUUUGAUAUUGAAGGUUUUAAAGAUCCAUCGAUAGGAGAGUUUAUUAGUUUGAAUUCAGCAUUAGCAAAAGGUUUAAUAAGUCCGAAAAAUAAUGGUUCAAUUGUUGUUGACUCACAGACGGGGAAAUUAGUACCUUUACACGGUAGUUUAGAGGAAGGUUUAGUUAGGGAAGAAAUUUUAGAUAUGUUAAAUCGACCAAUUGGUAUGUUUGAAAAUUCUAAGGAAUUAACAGUAUUAGAUGCAGUGUUAAAACGCUAUAUUGAUCCAAAAACUGGACAAAUAUUAGAUAUACGUACAAAACGACCCAUAUCAAUGAAUACAGCUAUUGAAAAGGAAAUUAUUACACCUGAAGGCGCUGUUUUAUUAAAUAGUUUACUUAGUAUUACGGUAACAACACAGACUAUAUCAAAAACAAUUAAACGGUAUGUAACAAUUACAAAUACUGGAACGACUAAAUCAGAAUAUACAAUCACUUUUGGGGAAGCUAUACGACGUGGUUUAAUCGAUGAAACUACACAAACGUUCCAAAACCCUGAAAAUGGAUCGAUAAUACCAAUUGAACAAGCAUUGAGCGAAGGGUUAAUUUCAACAGAUGCGCCAUCUGAAACAUUUAUAACAACUAAAGCUAAAUCGCCGAUUAAAAUCACUAGAAUUACAUCUGUACCACAAACAGAACAGAUGGAUGUUGGCGAUUAUUAUCAGCCGUCGACGUCUCCUAAUAAAACUCUUACUAAAACUGAUUCAAUAACUUCGUCACCUAGUAUUGAUGUUGAAUUUAGUUCAUCGUCUCCAACUAAAUUCUGGAGUAAAACAGAUACAACAUUCUCUUCACCAACCUCAGAGUUACAAUCAACUCCAUCCCCAAUUAAAUGUUGGAGUCCUGAUGUCUCAAUUACAUCACCUAGUAAAUUUUCUAGCACGAAAAAAGUCGUUUCAGAGUUCUUAACUCAUGAAAAGCAAGUUUAUGAACUACCCCCAGAUGGCUGGUUAUUAAGUGAAGCGAUUGAUCAACAAUUAUUAGAUCCUGUUACUGGCUUAUUUAUAAUUCGUGGUACAGAUCGAUUAGUUAGUUUUGAAGAAUGUAUCAAAUUACGUAUUAUUAAUCCACAAUCCGCUGUGGUUAUCGACCCUCAAACUAAUCGGGAAACGUCAAUACAACGUAGUUUAGAUAAACAAAUUUUAGAUAAAACUGGUCAUUAUAGAAUUGAUCCCGAUAAAUAUAUUACAAUGUUCGAAGCCAUUUCACAAAAAUUAAUCAUACUUAAAAAUCCAACUCAACAAGACUUGGGUAGUCAACGGUUAAUCCAAGUUACGAAAAUUUAUGGUAAACCUGAUUUAGUUGAAGUAUCUUCGAAUGUUAUAGAUAAAAAUCCUCCAACAUUCGUUAAAGUAAAAAGUACGGAAUCUGAAUUAAGUUCCUUAGAACCACUACAAAUACAGAAAGGAGUUAUUUAUGAUCCAUCUACAGCGUUAGUAAUAUUCACGGAAUCAGGAAAAUCGGAGAAUUUAAUCGAAGCGAUCAAAGAGAAAAAAAUCGAUCCAAAUUUAGUUAGUGUUAAAGAUCCACAUUCUGGUAAAGAAAUGCCAAUUUCAGAUGCUAUACGCAAAGGUAUUAUUAAUAAAGAUAACGGUGAAUAUAAAGAUAAAUCGGGUAGGAAAAUUUCCCUUAAUGAUGCUGCUAAAUUUGGAGUUCUAGCUGUUGUUGGUGCACCGUUAAUAGCCGCGCAACAUGUUGUUAAAAUAGUUAAAAAAUCAAUGAUAUUCGAUCCAAAAACUGGUGAACAAUUACCUAUUGAAGUUGCAUUCGAAAGAGGUUUAGUUGACAAAGAAACAAUUGAAAAAUAUGAAGCACAAACUCAAGAUCCUGAAUAUGAGUUAUUUAUCAAAGAUCCACAAACAAAUACCAAAAUAUCAAGUAAAGAAGCAAUUGAGAAAGGAAUUAUUAGUCCAUCUGAGUUGAAAGUUUUAGAAAAGCUUUCAACCACCUCUGUUAUACGCGAUCCAAUUACAGAUGAAGUUAUUCCUAUGGAUAAAGCGUUAGAAACUGGUUUAAUAAGUCCAAAAGAAAUAGAAUUACAUCGAAAUGUAGUUCAAAUAUCUUCGCCGACUAUUAAAACUAGUAUGUCUGUAAAAGAUCCAGAAACAGGUAAAAGUAUUCCAGUAGAAGAUGCAAUCGAAAAAGGAAUAAUUACAGAAGAAGAAGUAAAAAUUUUAGCUGCUUCUAAACCGCAACCAACUCGUGUGUAUGAGGAAAAAGUUCGCCCAACUGCAGCAGAAAGAACUCGAAGUCGAAUAACAACUGAACCUACCUAUAAAGUAGCAAUUGGAUGUGCACGUCAAUCACAAAGUCCCGAUCGUGAAGCGAAACCAGUAAUCUUACAAAAAAUGCGUCGAAAAAUUGUUAAACCAAAAGAUGCAACCGAUAAAGGUUUAAUAGACGCACCUACAGCAGAAAUGUUAACUAAAACAUUUGAAGCACCUGGUGGCGAAAAUUUAACAUUAGGCGAAGCUAUUUUAAAUAAUAAAUUAGAUGGUAACCAAGGUCAUAUUAAAGAUCCACAAAGUGGUGAUAUCCUUACAAUAAAUGAAGCUAUUUCACGUGGUAUUUUAGAUCCAAACGGCACAAAUCAAUUAUUAUUACCUUUAAAUCGUAGUUUAAGUAUUCCAGCUUUAGUUGCACAAGGUUUAGUUGAUCCACAAUCUUCUAAAAUUAUUCAUCCAGAAACUGGUGAUAAAUUAUCGUUGCGUGAAGCAAUUGUCUGUGAUAUUGUUGAUCCUUUAAGUAAUAUUGAGAAUCCAGUUACUGGAACAAUAACUUUAGAAGAAGCUAUCAAUCUUGGACAUAUUGAUGAUGAAAAUUCUGCAGUGGUUACAUCUGAAGGUCCAUUAGAUCUUCUUACUGCAGUUGAAGUAAAUAUUUUCAAAGAUGAACCACAAAUAAAUUCAGAUAUUCCACCAGCAGGAAUGACACUUCCAGUUGCAUUAAAACGAGGAUUAAUCGAUCCUGAAACAAAUGAAGUUAUACAUCCUCUAACUGGUGAAAGAAUGAGUAUAGAAAAGGCAAUUGAACAAAAUUUCAUUAUGGCAUUGCCAUAUCCUGAAAAUGAAAAUAGCGUUGACAUUAAAGAAGCAUUAAAAGAAAAUUUGAUUAAAUAUGACGAAGGAACAUACACGGAUAAACAAACUGGAGAAGUCAUCCCAAUAAAUGAAGCGAUAAACAAAGGUUUAUUAGUAGUUAAAGCACUUCCAACAUUAGUUAGUUCUGAACAACAACAUGCAAUUUCUGUAACGAAAACUGUAACUUCUUAUCACACGAUUACGACCAAAACUGUCGAAUUAUUAGCAGGUUACGCAUUAAUUAGUGCAACAGAAGUCAAAAAUUUAGAAACAAAUGAAGUGAUUCCAAUUGAAGAAGCUAAAAAACGUGGUAUUGUCAAAGAUGAAAAAGAAACAAAAGAACAUUUUACGACAAAAGAAUCAAAAACUACUUUCUCAGAAGCUCUUAAGAGUGGUUUAAUUGAUCUAGAUAAUGGAACAUACACAGAUCCACAAAGUGGAACUCUUAUGCCAAUAUCUGAAGCCAUCCAAUUAGGUCAUUUGGACGCGAAUGAUAAUGAACAUUUAAUAAUGGAUACUUCAGACCAUGUACAAACAGCUAAUUUGAAUAUUAUUGAUGCUUUUGAAACGAUUUAUGACGAUAAAACUCAAUCAUUUAAAGAUCCCGAAAACACACACAAAUUAUUAACAUUUACCGAAGCGAUCGAACGAGAAAUUGUUGAUCCUAAUUCAAUAAUUUAUAAUACGACAACUAGUGAACCCCUAACUGUGAAACAAGCUAUCGAAAAAGGUGUUUUAGAUCCAAAAACUGGUAAAUUUAAAGAUAAACAAUCAGGUCAGAAUAUAAAUAUUAAGGAUGCAGCCAAAAUGGGUCUUUUAGCUAUAGUCGGUGCACCAAUAUUAGCAGGAAUGGCUGUUGCCGAUGCUGUUAAAAAUUUAGCAGAUAAAUCAAAAUCUAAAAAAUCAGAAAAACUUUCUCCAUCCGAUUUAACACGAUCUGAAAUUAGUCCCGAAAAAGUUAUCGGUGUAAUCCAACCUGCGGUUUCAACGCAAGACUUUUUACAAAAAGAAAUUGAAUCAACAGUCACACAAAAAGUAAAAGAACCAGUUAGCGAAACACCAAAACUGAUCAGUUACGAACGACUAGCAAUUGGAGAUGCUAUUUCUCAACGAAAAAUUGAACCGAAAAUAUGUCGAAUUUUAGUCAAUAAUAAAGAAAUGCCUUUAACUGUACAAGAUGCGUUAGACCUAAAUGAAGUUAGUCCCUUAGAUGUGGUUGAUAUUAUUAGUAAAGUUAAAGUGUCUUUAGUACAGGAAAAACCAAAAUAUGCCUUACUUAUAAAUCAAGACCUGACACCUGACCAAUUAAUUGAGCUUGGUGUAUUCGACGCACAAUUUGGAUACUUUACAGAUCCAAGUACUGGUACUCCAAUCACAUUUAGUGAUUUAAUUUAUGGUUUAGAAUUAUUUAACCCCGACAACAUUUUAGUGAAAGAUUUAACAAAACCUGACCAUUAUUUACCUUUGGAGGAAGCGUUAGCAAAACCUUUAAUUGAUAAAAACACUGGGCAUAUGGUUGAUCCAAAAACUGGUAAAAAAGUCAAUUUCUUUGAUGCUGUCAGAUUAGGUUACAUUAUUGAACGUAGUGCUAAACCUCGUAAACCCGACCCAGUACCCUUACCUUUAGACGAACUUCUAACCAAAAAUAUUUUUAAUCCCGAAACAUCAGAAAUUAUUCAUCCUGAUACAGGUGAAAAAAUUGAAUUAAUCGAUGCAAUCGAUUCGGGAAUUGUCGAUCCAAAUUCGAUUAAAAUACGAAAUCCACAAAAUAAUCAAAUUAUAACAAUCAUUGAGGCUGUGGAAUUAGGAAUUGUGGAUAUUACACGAAAUGUUGUAAUUAAUAUCGAAACUAGAGAAGAAAUUACACUGGCAACGGCAUUUAAACAAGGAUAUUUAAUUGCUGGGCCACGUAAAGGUAUUUCGUUAGAGGCUGCCAUACGAACUCAAUUAUACGAACCAAAGUCUGGAACAAUCUUAGAUUCACAAACAAAUGAAAAUAUUAAUUUGGAAGAAUCAGUUAAACGCGGCAUAGUUAAUGCUGAUAUUUCUGAUUGUAAAGAUACCCGUGCCAAUGCUUGGAUACCGUUAAACGAGGCUUUGGACACAAAAUUAGUUAAUUCAGAUAAUGGUAAAAUGCGUGAUACAAAAACAGGAAAUUUGGUAACACUAGAUGUUGCUUUAGCAGAAAAUAUGAUAACAACAAAACCAGUUCAACUUACAAUAACUGAAGCUAUUACUGAAAGUUAUUAUUCACCAAAAACAGGUAAAAUUCUAAAUCCAACUACUGGUGAAAGUGUUACAUUGAAAAAUGCUAUCGAUACUGGUUUUAUUGACCCAACUUCAACGCGUCUAAAAGAUAUUGCUAAAAAUAAAAUUGUUACCGUGCCUGAAGGUGAGAAAGGUGGAAUUAUUGAUACCAAUCGAGGUGUUUUAAUAAAUCCACCAGCUCCGCUGAAUGAAGCAUUUGAUAAAGGGUAUAUUUUAAGUACGAUUAAGCCAUGGUCCUUACAAGAAGCACUUGCACAAAAUGUCUACGAUCCUGCUACAGGUCUAUUUACCAUCGAUGGCAAAGCCUUAACACUUGAUGAAGCUAUUAAGAGUAAUCUUAUUAAUAAAAACAGUUUAGCUAUCAAAAAUCCACAAACGAAUGAGAUAAUUUCCUUAGAAGAAGCUAUCAUAUUAGGAAUUAUUGAUCCAAUUAAGGGCGUUAUAAUUGACGCAACCACAAAUGAACCAAUUAAUUUAUAUGAAGCAUUAGAUCGUGGUACAAUUUUACCAUUUAAACGUAAAUUCAGUCUGCCAGAAGCAAUAUUUAAAGGUUUCUAUGACCCUAAAAGUGGUCAAUUUGCAACACCAAUUUCGACUGAAAAACUAUCGACUGAUAAAGCAAUGCGUAAGGGAGUUGUUGAUUUUAAAUCAACCGUUGUCUGUAUUGAUGGCAUGACUUUAACCUUCCAUCAAGCCGUACAAGAUGGAAUUAUUGAUGUAAAAUUAGGCAAAGUCAUUGGUAGUGAUCGAUUUUUAGAUUUCCAAGAAGCUUUUGAACAAGGUGUCUUAGUUGAGGUUAGAAAACCACUUUCUUUGAGUGAAGCUCUAGUCAAAGGUUUGUAUGAUCCACAAACGAAUUUGUUCCUUGAUCCACAAACUGGCGAAUGUAUAACACUUAUUCAGGCUUUAGAAUCCGGUAUGAUUGAUCCAAAUUCAGUACAUGUUCGUGAUACUAGAGAUCCACGAUCAUGGAAACAAUUAACCUUACUUGAUGCGAUUAAAGAAGGAGUAGUUGAUGGCGAUAAAUGUACUGUUAAAGAUCCUUCGAAAUCAAUCGAAUUCACGAUAAGCGAAGCUUUCGAUAAAGGUAUUAUCACCGAUCGUUUAGCUGCUGUGUCUUUACAAAGAGCAAUUCAUCAAGGAUUAUACGAUUCCAAAACUGGCAAAUUUGUUGAUCCACAAUCAGAACGAUAUAUUACAUUACAUGAAGCCAUUCGUAAAUUUAUAAUUAAUCCAUUGAUUCCAUGUUAUUUCGAUCGGAAAAAUCAACGUCUAUUGAAUUUAGUUGAAACUUGUCGAUCAGGAAUUAUUGAUCGUCGAAAUGGUACAUUCAAGGAACCUGGAUCAACAGAUAAUAUAACUUUAGAUGAAGCAUUAAACUUAGGUUUAAUCAUUGACGUAGAAACCGCCGGUUUCGGUUUAUAUGAUGUCAUUACAAUGAACUUAUAUGAUCCAAAAACUGGAAUGAUUUGUCAUCCGGCUACAAAUAAGAAAUUCACGCUAAAUGAUUCAAUUAAGGACGAAUUAGUUAAUCCGUUGAUUUCAAUCGUGAAAAAUUUAAAAACGGGUAAAUAUAUUUUAUUAAAUGACGCUAUCGAAGAAAAUAUUAUCGAUGAUCAAAAUGGACGUUAUAAUUUACCAAACGGAAAUUCCAUCAAUUUCCUUGUAGCGAAGGAAAAAGGUUUAAUUGUAACUAGUCAUAAACCAAUAUCGGUUGAAGAGGCUAUUAAAAAUUCUUUAUAUCGUCCUGAAGCCGGUAAAUUUAUUGACCCAACUACUGGAGAAUGUCAUGAUAUUAGUUCAGCUUUAGAUUCAGGUUUACUUGAUCCUAAUUCGACGUUCCUUAAAGAUCCUGUGACGAAUCAAUUAAAAUCCAUUAGAAGUGCUAUUGAAGAUGGAAAUAUUGAUGUACCUAAAGGUCGUGUGCUUGAUUCGAAAACAAAACAAGUUUAUAAUUUCGAUGUAGCAUUCGAACGAAAUCUUUUGAUAACUGUUGAUCAAUUAAUUACAUCCCAAAAACGUGAAAACUUAUUUGAUUCACCACGUAAAGAUGUUCGUAAAGUUCGCGAAUGCUCAAUACAAGAAGCUAUCAAUUUCGAAUUAUUAGAUCCAAAUCUAGCCGUUAUUAAACAUCCACAAAACGGUCAUUUUAUUACAUUAAACGAUGCAAUCGCAGAUCAAUUAGUUGAUGUAACGAAAACUGCAACAUUCGAUCCCCAAAAUCAAUCAUAUUCCAUAUUGUUCGAUCAAAAUUUACUUGUUUAUAAAAAGAAACCUUACACAUUUGCCGAAGCUAUUGAAUUAGGUAAACUCGAUAUAACGACUAGUAAAUUUACGGAUGGAGAUGAAGUUUUAACUUUAAAAGAGGCGGUUACAUUGGGACGUAUUGAUCCUGAUACGGCAUUAAUUAAAGAUGGUCUCAAGAAAAAAUUAGUAAAAUUACCAGAAGCCUUCCGUAAAGGGUUAAUUGAUGCCGAAAAAGGCAAUGUACUUGAUACAAUUACAUCAAAAUUACAUUCGCUAGAACAAGCGGUCAAUCAAAGCUUAUUAACAACACCACGAAGAGGUUUUACUUUAACAGAAAGUUUAAUUUUUGGAUUAUAUAAUCCAGUGACGGGUGGUUUUACUGAUCCAUUUUUCACGCCGAAUAUAAUUGAUCGUAAACGAUUAACGUUAGGUAAUACAUUAGAAACGGGAUUAAUUGAUCCGUCUAGUACAGUGAUUAAAGAUCUAGAAACUGGUAAUAUUACACCAUUAGUGACAGCUAUUGAUCCCACACAAAUGAAUUUAAUUGAUAGUGUAUCGGGAAAAUAUUUGGAUAAAAUUGAAAAUAAAGAGUUGGACUUGGUGAAAGCAUUGGAACGGGGUUUGAUUUUACCAGCUGCUGCUAGGCAAGCGGUUGAAGAAAAAUACCGUUUAUGUGAUGACACGCUAACAAAACUAUUAGCAUGGAUUUCACAAAUUGAAAGUAAAUUAGCGUCCCAAGAUGUUGUUAAAGAAUAUGAAGAAGAAUUGCGUAAUCAAAUUAAUAUAAUGAAACAAAUUAAAGAUGAUUUAGAUGUACAUAAUCGUCAAAUUGCCCAAUGUGGUGAUCAGGUACGGCAAUUAGUAUUAACAGCUGGUGAUAUAUUAAGCAAAGAUGAAAUUACAUCACUAGAGAAGAACGGUCGAUCAUUGAAACAACGCUACGACCGUGCAUGCGAUCGUACAGAAGGAUUAUUACGUCGUUUAUCAUCUGCACGUGAUGAAUUAAGCAAAUUCCGAAGUGAUUUGAACGUGUUCUCCGAUUGGUUAUCACGUGCAAGACGUACACUCGAAGAUAAAGAACGGUCAUUAUCCGAUUUGGGUAAACUAAGUUCAAGCGCUGAUAGCACUCGUGAAUUUGUAUCCGAUGUCAUUGCACAUAAGGCAGAUUUACGGUUCAUUACAAUGGCAGCACAAAAAUUCGUUGAUGAAUCGAAAGAAUAUCUUACCGUUCUCAACGAUUUCCGUACAUCAUUACCAGAACGAUUACCACAUGUUAAACCAUUAUCGUCACAAGAUUCACCUGUAUCAAACGAUUUAUCGGUUGUUACUCAACAAUAUCGUGAUCUACUUAAUCGCACCAACGCAUUAUCAGAUCGUUUAUCUGGUGUUGGUGGUAAACAACGCGACUAUAGUGAUGCUGUCGAUAAAGCACGUAGAUGGUUACGAGAAGUUGAACCUAAAGUACUUAAAGUUUUAUCCGAACCAGUUGGUGCUGAACCAAAACUUGUGGAAGAACAAUUAAAUCGUGCUAAGACCUUAAAUAACGAAUUCCUUGCACAAGGACGUUUGAUUGAUAAUGCCAAACAUGCAGUAUCCAGUUUAUUACGCUCACUCGAAGGACAAUUAUCACCUACAGAAAUCGCACAGUUGGAACAACCUGUUAUCGAAUUGGAAGAUAAAUAUAAACAAUUGGGCGAUGCCUUAGCAGAAAAAUGCCAAGAACUAGAUACAGCAUUGGUACAAUCACAGGGUGUUCAAGAUGCGUUGGAUGGCCUUGUCAAUUGGUUGAAUCAAGCUGAAAAUCAAUUUAAAACUAUUCAUCGCCCUGCGUCAUUAAAUAAGGAACGUUUGGAGGAACAAAUUCGUGAACAACGUUUGUUACAAGCAGAUAUCGAUUCACAUAGACCAAGUGUUGAUUCCAUUACAAAAACAGCACAUGAAUUAAUAUCGAAUGCUAGUAAUGCUCGUGUUGCAAAGAAAAUUGAACAAAAAUUACAUGAUGUUAAAUCACGUUUUGAUAAAUUAUUGGAUAAAUCAAUAAAACGUGGUGAUGCUUUAGAAGAAGUACAUGUACAACUUUCACAAUUUACCGUACAAGUUAAUCAUUUCGAACAAUGGUAUGUAUCCAUUUUGGAUAUUGUGGAGUCACGUGAUUUAAUUAAAUUAUCCGUGAACGAUUAUACAAUAAAAAUGCAAGAAUUAUGUAAUCGACGUGAUGAUAAACGUAAUGAAUUUGAAGAUACUGUUCUGAAAGGACGUAAUCUAGUUGGGAAGAAAGAUGUCACUGAUACUGUACCUGUUAGGGAUAAAAUUAAGUCUCUUGAAUCACAGUGGAAAGAUCUUAAUACCUUACUGGAUGAGAAACAAAAAUUAUCCAAACAACGUUCUGAACAGUUAUCUGCCUAUGAAAAAUUACGUGAUCAAAUAUUUGAAUGGUUAACUGUUACUGAAAAUAAAGUAUCACGUUUAGAAGUGAUUGCAAUCGAUAUUGAUUUAUUAAAACGUCAAAAUGAAGAAUUAAAACCAAUUAUUAAAGAAUAUCGUGAUUAUGGUGUGAAUAUUGAUAAAGUUAACGAAUUGGGAAGUAUUUAUGAUGCGUUGUUACGAGGCGAACGUCCAGAUUCACCAAGUAGACGUCGUAGUCAAGCUUAUAGUCCAACAAAACGUACAAGUGUUGCUGCCAGUCCUUUACGUCGCUUAUCACAAGACGGUAGAUCACCAUCACCAACUAAAGGCUACCAAUUAACGUCACCGGUUUCACCAGGGGGUUCAAGUGGAUUCAGUUCACGGCGAUCAAGUCAAGAUGGUUUCCAUCUUGAUGAAUUAUCACCAGUUCAACAACAACUUGCUGACAUUAACAACCGCUACAGUUUACUUGGUGUCCGACUUACCGAUCGUCAAAAUGAAAUUGAUGCGAUCCGUGAUGAAUUACGUAAACAUUUAGAUUCAUUAAAAACAUUAUCUAGUUUCUUGGAAAAAGUUCAACGACAAAUGCCGAAAGAAUUUGUUCCAAAUACAAAAGAAGAAGCUGACAAAACCAAUAAAGUUUAUAAGACAAUAUUGGAAGAAAUGUACGAAAAACAAUCCUUGUUGGACUCAACCAAAUCUCAAGUUCGUGAUUUAUUAAGACGUAAACCAAGUGCAAUCGGUUCAGAUCGAUUAAAUGACGAAUUAGAAGAUGUAAUAUCAUUAUGGAAGAGCUUAAAUGAUAAAUGUAAAGAUCGUAUCCGGUUUAUGGAUGAUAUUAAAGAUUUCCACGAUACCCAUGAUGGUUUGAAUUCAUGGCUAACAGCUAAAGACCGUAUGUUAACUGUGCUUGGACCGAUUUCUAGUGAUUCACGUAUGGUACAAUCACAAGUACAACAAGUACAAGUGUUACGUGAAGAAUUCCGUGGACAACAACCACAAUUACAACAUCUUAAUGAUAUCGGCGAUAGCGUUCUAUCAAGCUUAAUUCCAAACACUCCAGAUCAACAUAAAAUUGCUAAUAAAUUACAAACAAUCCAACAAAAAUGGGCUGAUUUACUUGCACGCCUCGAAGAACGGGCAGAAUCACUUGGUGCCGCCGCUGAUACAUCACGUGAAUUUGAUGCAGGUCUUGCACGAUUACGUGAUGCUUUACAAGCAAUCAGUGAUAAUUUGGAUGAUAUUUCUUUGGAUAAAGAUCCAGAAGAACAAUUACAUAAAAUUGAAAAUCUUGAACGACAAUUGGAAGGCCAACGUCCAUUAUUGGCUGAUGCUGAAGCAACCGGUGCUCAAUUGUGUGAUGUUCUUAGUGAUCCAGCCUCACGAGCUGAAAUUCAAGCGAAAUUAGCAGCCGUUGGCCGCCAAUAUAAUACCUUACAGAAGAAAUUGGAUCAUCGCAAAGCUGAAAUUGAAGGAUCGUUACGCGAUGGACGACAAUUUGAAGCAUCUUGCGCACGUACAUUGGGAUGGCUUUCAGAUGAGCUUGGUGCUCUUACUGAUCGAUUAUUAAUAUCCGCCGAUCGUGAAACACUCCAACAACAAGUUGAUCAUCAUGAACCAGUUUAUCGCGAUGUUAUGGCACGCGAACACGAAGUUAUUAUGCUAUUAAAUAAAGGUCGUGAUAUUUUAGCACGAUCCAAAACACCAACCACAGGUGAUUCUACACGAUCGCUACAACGAGACAUCGAUAAAAUCCAACAACAUUGGGAUAAAUUGAAGAAGGAAACUGUUGAUCGUCACACACGAUUACAAACAUGCUUAGAACAUUGUCGUAAAUAUUAUAAAGCUCAAGAAACAUUCUUACCAUGGUUACGUCAAGCUGAAGAUAAACUUGAUUCAUUACGCCCUUCAUCAUUCAAACGCAAACAUAUGGAGCAAAGAUUACGUGAAUUACAACAAUUCCGUAACGAUGUAUGGAAAAAAUCUGGAGAAUAUGAAAAUAAUAAAAUGUUAGGUGAUACAUUCCUAUCGGCUUGUGAUAUCGAUAAGGACAUAGUUAAGAAUGAAUUAACAAACUUGAAACAACGUUGGGAUAAAUUGAAUAACGAUUUACUUGAACGAACUCAAUCGUUGGAAGACACAUCACGACGAUUAGGUGACUUUAAUGAAAGUCUUCGCGAUCUUCAACACAAUAUUCAACGAUGUGAAGAUCGUUUAGCAUCACACGAUGCUCUUGGAGGUGCUGCUAAAGAUCCUAAACUAUUGGAGCGUAUUAAACAAUUACGUGAAGAAGUUUCAGGUUUGAAGAAACCAUUAUUGACAGUACGACAAUCAGCACAAGAUUUAACAAACGAAGCCGGUGAACAUGGAGUUGAUGCCACACAUUUAUUAGAUGAAGUUGAUGCUCUUGGUGAUCGUAUUGAAGAUUUACAAGGUAAAUUGGAAGACAGGUGUAGCGAACUACAAAGUGCAGCAACAGCUGUUACACAAUUCAAUGACAAAGUUAAAGGAUUAUCUCACGAUUUAUCAAGCUUAGAAAAUGAUUUAGAUGCAAUGAAACCACCUGGUCGUGACAUUAAAACUGUACGUAAUCAACAAGAUGAUAUUGCACAAUUUAUUAAUAAAAUCGCACGAGCUGCUGACGAUGUGAAUGAUGCAAUUCGUGAUGGUGAGGUUCUAGUUGAUAACGGUUUUGCUCCAGAUACGGUACAAACACGCCAACAAGUAGACACACUUAAUCGUCAAAUACAAAAAUUAGAUGAUCGUGCGAAAAAACGUGAAAAUGAUUUACAAGCUACUUUGGAUAGAUUACAAUCAUUCUACGAAGCACAUGGUGGAGUUUUGGAUGAUAUCCAAGAUGCUAGUGAUCAAUUGCGAAAAUUCAAACCGGUUGGUUCAGAAGUGGAACAAAUUCGUUCCCAACAAGAAGAUUUCCGUAUAUUCCGUACUCAUACUGUGGAACCAUUAUCACAAAAUGUCGAUGAGUGUAAUCGUUUAGGUCAAUCAUUGAUUCAAUCAGCUUCAGCUGGAGUAAAUACAAGUGCUUUAGAAAAAGAUCUAGAAAAAAUGAAUGAGAAAUGGAAUGAUCUUAAAGGGCGUAUGAAUGAAAGAGAACGUCGUUUAGAUGUUGCCUUGUUACAAUCUGGUAAAUUCCAAGAAGCUUUAGAUGGCCUCGCACAAUGGUUAACUGACACCGAAGAGAUGGUUGCAAAUCAAAAACCACCAUCCGCCGAUUAUAAGGUUGUUAAAGCACAAUUACAAGAACAGAAAUUCCUUAAAAAGAUGCUUCUUGAUCGACAAAAUUCCAUGUCAUCUCUAUUUACUAUGGGUAAUGAAAUAGCCCAAGGUGCUGAUCCUGCUGAAAGGAAGGCAAUUGAAAAACAAUUGAAAGAAUUAAUGGGUAGAUUUGAUAAGUUAACAACGGGUGCUCAACAACGAACAUUAGAUUUAGAACAAGCAAUGCAUGUUGCCAAGAAAUUCCAUGACAAAUUAAUUCCACUUCAAGAAUGGCUUGACAAAACAGAGAAAACAAUCAAAGAUAUGGAAUUGGUACCUACAGAUGAAGAAAAAAUACAACAACGGAUUCGUGAACAUGAAGUUGUUCAUGAUGAUAUUUUAUGUAAGAAACCAGAAUUCUCUGAUUUAACAGAAAUUGCAUCCAAUCUGAUGGAACUUGUUGGCGAAGACGAAGCUCUUGGCUUAGGAGAAAAAUUACAAAUUGCCACCGAUCGUUACACAGCUUUAGUUCAAGCUAGUGACAAUGUUGGACAAUUAUUAACUGCCAGUCGUCAAGGUUUACGACAUUUAGUUCUCACUUAUCAAGAUUUAGUUGGAUGGAUGGACGCAAUGGAAGACCGAUUAGGUCGUUACCGUGUUUUGGCUGUUCAUACCGAUAGAUUAUUAGAGCAAAUGGAUGAUUUAGCUGAUUUAACGGAGGAAAUAUCUACACGCCAAUCGGCUGUUGAUGGAACUGUCGAUUCAGGAUUAGAGUUAAUGAAACAUAUUUCCUCUGAUGAAGCUCUUCAGCUUAAAGAUAAACUUGAUUCAUUACAACGGCGUUUUAAUGAUCUAACAUCAAGAGGUGUUGACUUAUUAAAACAUGCCCAAGAAGCUUUGCCUCUUGUCGAACAAUUCCACAACGCUCAUAAUCGUUUGGUUGAUUGGAUGCUUCCAGCUGAAGGUAUUUUACAACAUGGAGAUCCACGAGAAGAUGAUAUUGCUCGUUUGGAACUUGACAUUCAAGAAUUACGACCAGUUCUUGAUACAAUUAAUUUAAUUGGACCAAAACUAUGUCAAAUAUCACCGGGUGAAGGUGCUGCCACCAUCGAAAGCAUUGUUACACGAGAUAAUCGUCGUUUUGAUGCAAUUGUUGAACAAAUCCAACGUAAAGCUGAACGUAUUAAUUUGAGUAAACAACGUUCCAUGGAAGUUACGGGUGAUAUUGAUGAACUUCUUGAAUGGUUCCGCGAAGUUGAUUCACAAUUACGUGAAUCUGACCCGCCAAGUGCUGAACCAGAUUUAAUUCGAUUACAGCUUAAAGAACAUCGUGCAUUGAAUGACGAUAUUUCAUCACAGAAAGGUCGUGUUCGCGAUGUAUUGUCCACAGCGAAAAAAGUUUUGCGCGAAACAUCACCUACAGAAGACACUUCAAUCCUUCGUGAGAAGAUGGAAGAUUUGCGUGAAAUGAUGGACUUGGUGUCUGGUUUAAGUUCUGAUCGACUUGGUAUCUUGGAACAAGCCUUACCAUUGGCUGAACACUUCCGUGAAACACAUGUUGGUUUGUCAGCAUGGUUGGAUGACAUUGAACAACAAGUCACAAUGUUGGCUAUGCCCGCAUUACGACCAGAUUUAAUUGCUCAACAACAAGAUCGUAACGAAAUGUUCUUACAAUCAAUUAAUGAACAUAAACCUUUGGUUGAAAAAUUAAACAAAACUGGUGAAGCUUUAAUUAAAUUAUGCAACGAAGAAGAUGGUAUUAAGAUUCAAGAACUUCUAGAUCAAGAUAACGAACGUUAUAAUGCCAUUAAAAUUGAAUUACGUGAACGACAACAAGCUUUGGAAGAUGCUUUACAAGAAUCUAGUCAAUUCAGUGAUAAAUUGGAAGGAAUGCUCCGAGCAUUAUCAAACACGGCUGAUCAAGUAAAAUCAGCUGAUCCAAUAUCAGCAAAUGUACCCAAAAUUGAAGAUCAAAUCAAUGAAAACGAUGCACUUAUUGGUGACUUAAAUAAACGUGAGGAAGCUUAUGCAGCAGUUAAGAAAGCUGCAAGUGAUGUCCUAAAUAAAGCUGGAAAUCGUCAAGGUGAUCCCGCUAUUAAAGAUAUUAAGAAGAAAUUAGAAAAAUUGAAUAACUUAUGGCAAGAUGUCCAAAAAGCUACAACAGAUCGUGGUCGUACACUUGACGAUGCUUUGGAAGCAGCGAAAAAGUUCUGGAAACAAUUACAUCAUGUUAUGGCCGUAUUAAAAGAUUUGCAAGAUUCAUUAAGUUCACAAGAACCACCAGCGGUUGAACCAAGUAAAAUUCAAGAACAACAAGUGGCCUUACAGGAAAUUCGUCAAGAAAUUGAUCAAACUAAACCAGAAGUGGAUAGUGUUCGUGAAUCUGGACGUAUAUUAAUGAAAUUAGUUGGUGAACCAGAUAAACCUGAAGUCAAAAAACAUAUUGAAGAUUUGGAUAGUGCGUGGCAUAAUAUUACAGCUUUAUAUGCUAAACGUGAAGAGAAUUUGAUUGAUGCCAUGGAGAAGGCCAUGGAAUUCCAUGAAACUUUACAGAAUCUAGUGGAGUUCUUAUCAAAAGCAGAAGAUCGUUUCUCAAAAAUGGGUCCACUUGGAACCGAUAUUGAUGCAGUUAAAAAACAAAUUGGUCAAUUAAAAGACUUCAAAACUGAUGUUGAUCCACAUAUGGUUAAAGUAGAAGCUUUGAACAGAAGUUUAUCCAGGCAAGCUCAAGAAUUAACCGAACGUACUUCAGCUGAUCAAGCAGCUGCAAUCAAAGAACCACUCUCAGCUGUAAAUCGAAGAUGGGACACAUUACUAAAAGCAAUGGUUGAACGUCAACGUCAACUUGAAAAUGCUUUAUUACGUCUUGGACAAUUCCAACAUGCACUUAGUGAAUUACUUGUCUGGAUCGGUAAAACUGAUCAAACACUUGAUGAAUUGAAACCAAUAUUGGGUGAUCCACAAGUUUUAGAAAUUGAGUUAGCCAAGCUUAAAGUGCUAAUCAACGAUAUUCAAGCUCAUCAAACAUCAGUGGAAACAUUAAAUGAUGCUGGUCGUCAAAUUAUUGAAAGUGGAAAGGGUACAGAUGAAGCUUCUACCACACAAGAUAAAUUAUCAACAUUAAAUAGACAAUGGAGAGAUUUGGUACAAAAAGCAUCCGAUCGCCAACGUGAAUUAGAAUCAGCAUUAAAGGAUGCACACUUAUUCCAUGCCGAAAUCCAAGACUUACUUAGUUGGUUGGCAGAUAUUGACGGUGUGAUAGCCGCCAGUAAACCAGUUGGUGGUCUACCAGAAACUGCAUCCGAGCAACUUGAACGCUUUAUGGAAAUUUAUAACGAACUUGAACAGAAUCGUCCUAAAGUUGAAACUGUUUUACAACAGGGACAAGAAUAUCUGAAAAAAUCACAAGCUAACACUGCCAUGAAUCUUGCACAAAAUCUAAAAACGUUGAAACAACGAUGGGAGAACACAACAGCACGUGCCAAUGAUAAGAAGAUCAAAUUAGAAAUUGCAUUAAAAGAAGCCACCGAAUUCCACGAUGCAUUACAAGCAUUUGUUGAUUGGUUAACUAAUGCUGAAAAGGUAUUAUCAAAUCUGAAACCAGUUUCACGUGUUAUGGAAACUAUUUUAACCCAAAUUGAAGAACAUAAAACAUUCCAAAAAGAUGUGGGUGUACAUCGUGAAACAAUGCUUAAUUUAGACAAAAAAGGAACUCACUUGAAAUAUUUCAGUCAAAAACAAGAUGUAAUUUUAAUUAAAAAUCUGUUGAUUAGUGUUCAACAUCGUUGGGAACGUGUUGUAGCAAAAUCCGCUGAACGUACCCGCGCACUAGAUCAUGGAUACAAAGAAGCUAGAGAAUUCCAUGAUUCAUGGUUGGGCCUAAUGAAUUGGUUAACAGACACAGAAAAAUCAUUGGACGAAUUAAAUGCUGAAAUUGGUGUGAAUGAUCCUGAAAAGAUUAAGCAACGUAUUAAUAAACAUCGUGAAUUCCAACGUGCUUUAAGCUCGAAACAAAGCAAUUACGAUACAACAAUGAAGCUUGGUAAACAAUUGAAAGAGAAAGCUCCAAAAACAGAUGAAGCGCAGUUAAAACAACAAUUAAUUGAAUUGAAAAACAAAUGGACAUCUGUUUGUUCUAAAUCUGUUGACCGUCAACGAAAAUUGGAAGAAGCUUUACUUUACUCAGGACAAUUCAAAGAUGCAAUUCAAGCACUUUUGGAUUGGUUACAUAAAGUUGAAAAACAAUUAGCCGAAGAUGGACCAUUACAUGGUGACUUGGAUACGGUAAUUUCGCUUGUUGAUCAACACAAACACUUUGAACAAGAUUUACAAAAUCGUGCCGCUCAAAUGGAAUCAGUCACUCGUACUGGUCGUGAACUUGAGGCAAAAGCUAAUACAAGUGAUGCUACCCAAAUUCGUACGCAACUAUCACAAUUAAAUGGUUUAUGGGAUCGUGUUACUUCAUUAACACAAAGAAAAUCAGAAAAAUUGGAAGAUGCGCUAAAGGAGGCUGAACGUUUACAUAAAUCUGUACAUAUGUUAUUGGAAUGGUUAUCAGACGCUGAAAUGCGUUUGCGAUUUGCUGGACCACUACCAGAUGAUGAACAAGAUUCUAAGAAUCAAUUAUCUGAACAUGAAAGUUUCUUACGUGAAUUAGCUGAAAAGGAAAUGGAAAAAGAUUCAACAAUUGCUUUAGCCCAACGUAUUCUUGCCAAAGCUCAUCCUGAUGCUGUUUCAGUGAUUAAACAUUGGAUAACAAUUAUUCAAAGUCGAUGGGAAGAAGUGUCGACAUGGGCAAAACAACGGCAACAACGAUUGUCUCAACAUAUGCAAGGGCUCAAAGAUUUAGAUGAUACCUUAGAAGAAUUACUCGCAUGGUUACAAGGCUUAGAAAAUACAUUAACUCAAUUAGAAGCCGAAGAAUUGCCAGAUGAAAUACCACCAUUACAAGUACUCAUAUCAGAUCAUCAAGAAUUUAUGGAAAACACAAGUACACGACAACCAGAAGUGGAUCGUGUUUGUAAAGCACGUCAAAUUAAACCACAAAGUAAAGAAUCCUCACCCCGAAAACUAUCUAAACCCAAAACAGGAGUCAGAGGUUCACAGCAUGAUUUGCAAAGAGAAACAUCACCCGAUUUAUAUGGAUCUUUGGAUAGAAAACAAAGCUUAAAGGGUUCACGUGAUCAUUUGGCUGUCAAUAGGAAAGGAAGCCGUUCAAGUCCAAGUCGCGAUUUCGGUGGUGCUUAUGAUGGUUUGCCACAUUAUGGGCCACGAUUUGCCCCUCGAGGAAGCAAGGGAACUGAACCUGAAUUCCGUAGUCCAAGAGUCAAACUACUUUGGGAUAAAUGGCGUCAUGUUUGGUUUAUGGCAUGGGAACGACAAAAACGUUUACAUGAUAAACUUAUGUAUCUACAAGAACUUGAAAAAGUUCGUAACUUCUCAUGGGAAGAAUGGAGAAAGAGGUUCUUGAAAUUCAUGAAUCAUAAGAAAUCAAGAUUAACAGAUUUAUUCAGGAAAAUGGACAAAGAUAAUAAUGGUUUAAUUCCUCGAGAAGAUUUCAUUGAUGGAAUUAUUAAAACUAAAUUCGACACAUCACGCUUAGAAAUGAAUGCUGUUGCUGAUUUAUUCGAUAGAAAUAAUUGUGGUUUAAUUGACUGGAAAGAAUUUAUUGCAAGAUUACGUCCUGAUUGGGAAGACCGUAAACCUCCAACGGAUGCUGACAAAAUUCACGAUGAAGUUAAACGUUUGGUUAUGUUAUGUACUUGUCGACAGAAAUUCCGUGUAUUCCAAGUUGGUGAAGGCAAAUAUAGGUUCGGUGACAGUCAAAAAUUACGUCUUGUACGUAUCUUACGUUCAACUGUAAUGGUUCGUGUUGGAGGUGGUUGGGUAGCCCUUGAUGAGUUCUUAUUGAAGAACGAUCCAUGUCGAGCAAAGGGACGUACCAACAUCGAAUUACGUGAACAAUUUAUAUUAGCUGAUGGUGUAUCACAAUCAAUGACCGCUUUCAAGCCAAAAACACCAUCGUCGGCACAAAGAAACACUUCAUUUAGUGGGUCGGCUGGUCCUAUAACAAAGGUAAGAGAGAGAUCAUCCAGAUCUGUACCAAUGGGCUCAACGCAAGCACCAAGAACAUCACGAUCAUCUUUAUCAGCUGGUACACCGGAUUCAUUGUCAGAUAAUGAAAGCACAACACCUGGUUAUGCACGACCAACAAGUCGUAAAGGUUCAAUACCAAUACGAAAUACACCUGCCAGUUCUAGACCAAAUUCUAGACCUAAUUCAAGACCGGCCAGUCGAGCAGGUAGCAAGCCACCAAGUCGACAUGGUUCAACGCUUAGUUUAGAUAGUACAGAUGAUGCAACUCCAUCAAAGAUACCAAUUAGUAGACGGACAACAUCUUCAUUGACAACGCGAACACCUUUAAGUAGUGGAGUACCAUCAGGAGCAGCUAGAAAAUUAACUGUACCAAAUGGAACACCAACCCGACCCAAAACUCCAACGGGAAUGCAAUCACCUUCAACGCCUACAUCACGUUCACGAACAAAUAGUAUGCAUAGAGCGUCCAGCAUACCAACGUUAACAGGCUCAGGCAUUCCUAGAUCGAGAAUACCAAUUUAUGUGGGUCCCUCCGAUACUGCCUCCAAUACUUCUAGUGUCUCCAAUACUUCUCAAUCUUAUUCUGGGAGUUAUUCAGCAAACACUAACUCAAGUUCUUCGGCUACUAGUAAAUAUAAGAGGAGUCAAUCCAUGAAACGAAGUGCUACACAACCUAACACUGCAUUAUCCAGAUUAACUAACACUAAUGUCACUAGGGCUCGAACACCGUCUACAACAGGAGGAGGAGCAACUACAUCAAGCACAUCGAAAUUACAAAGAAAAGGUUCAGGAGCAUCAGAUAUAUCAACAGGUGGUCGUAAAGGAGUACCAACACCAAUUGAUCAAAGAGCUCCGUUCCGUUCAUAAAUAUAUCCUCCUUCAAACUUUUUAAUUUUAAAUCAGUAAUGCUAAUUACCACUUUUUUUUAAUAUCCAAAAUUUAACAUAUAAAAUUUUUAGGCAAUUUACGUUACAAAAAUAAAAAUGUAAAAAAAAAGUAUAAUUAUUAACUUAAAGUGCACUUUUUUGCUUUGUAUGUGGGAUUAAUCACAUACUCCGCUGCCUGUUUAUGUAUAUUUAGGCAUGAAGUAACGUCCUACCGACUGAAAAAUACUAUCCAUUUGUAUUUUUUUUAAUCGUAAAGAAAGGUGUACAAUAUUUAAAAAAUGAAAACUAAUUGUAUAAAUUUUUUAAAUUAGGGGCUAAAAUUAAUAAAUUAAU
Messenger RNA from Chrysoperla carnea, 26410 nucleotides. It is a transcript of the gene shot, whose product is annotated as dystonin. The transcript has 40 exons. NCBI's taxonomy places the organism in Eukaryota, Metazoa, Arthropoda, Insecta, Neuroptera, Chrysopidae. Gene Ontology annotation, molecular function: calcium ion binding; microtubule binding; structural molecule activity. The coding region runs from base 339 to 26057 and encodes 8572 amino acids. Gene Ontology annotation, biological process: wound healing; intermediate filament cytoskeleton organization. Gene Ontology annotation, cellular component: cytoskeleton; membrane; intermediate filament. The record is from RefSeq and is a predicted model, not a curated record.